CCGAAAGGACCCGAGCGCUGCCGAGCGCUCCCUAAUGGAGUUCCGGUAUCCGAAGUGCUCCGAGCGUUUCCGAGCGCAGUCGGGCCGGCGCGGAGAAUGUGGCGGCGGCGGCGUUGGGCGGGAGCGGGGGCGGCGCCAACGGAACCCCUUUAGAGCCCGUCCCGGGCCCAGAGCAGCGCUCAGCCAUGGGGCCGCCCUACAGCAACCUCAGAGCAUCCGGCGAGGACGGCCCCGCCGAGAGCAUCGGCUCCGUGUCGGGCAGCAGGAACGCGCUGCAGCCGCUGCAGGGGGAGGAGGAUGAACCCUUCACCACUUACUUCGACAGCAAAAUCCCCAUCCCCGAGGAUGAGACGCACUCGUGCUUCAGUUUCCGAAAGCUGUGGGCAUUCACCGGGCCGGGCUUCCUGAUGAGCAUCGCUUACCUCGACCCCGGCAACAUCGAGUCCGACCUGCAGUCCGGAGCUGUGGCGGGGUUCAAGCUGCUCUGGGUGCUGCUGUUGGCCACGGUGAUCGGGCUGCUGCUGCAGCGCCUGGCGGCGCGGCUCGGCGUGGUGACGGGGCUGCACCUGGCUGAGGUCUGCCAUCGCCAGUACCACAGGGUGCCUCGGAUCAUCUUGUGGCUGAUGGUGGAGCUCGCCAUCAUCGGCUCUGACAUGCAGGAGGUCAUCGGCUCAGCCAUCGCCAUCAACCUGCUGUCGGUGGGGAAGAUCCCACUGUGGGGCGGAGUGCUCAUCACCAUCGCCGACACCUUUGUCUUCCUCUUCCUGGAUAAAUACGGUUUGAGGAAGCUGGAGGCGUUCUUUGGUUUCCUGAUCACCAUCAUGGCGCUGACCUUCGGAUAUGAGUACGUGACAGUGAAGCCGAACCAGAAGCAGGUGCUGCAGGGGCUGUUUGUCCCCGGGUGCCGGGGCUGCGGCACCCCACAGCUGGAGCAGGCAGUGGGCAUCGUGGGGGCCGUCAUCAUGCCCCACAACAUGUACCUGCACUCCGCCCUGGUCAAGUCCCGCCAGGUGAAUCGCUCCAACCCACGGGAGGUGCGUGAGGCCAACAAAUACUUCUUUGCUGAGUCGUGCAUUGCGCUCUUCGUCUCCUUCAUCAUCAACGUCUUCGUCGUCUCCGUCUUCGCCGAGGCUUUCUAUGGGAAAACCAACAUGGAUGUGCACGAGGUUUGUGCCAACGCCAGCAGUGCCCACACAGGGCUGUUCCCGAGCGACAACACCACGCUGGAGGUGGACAUCUACAAAGGGGGCGCAGUGCUGGGCUGUUACUUCGGCCCAGCUGCUCUCUACAUUUGGGCCAUUGGGAUCCUGGCGGCUGGGCAGAGCUCCACCAUGACCGGGACGUACUCAGGGCAGUUCGUCAUGGAGGGCUUCCUCAACCUGCGCUGGUCGCGCUUUGCCCGCGUGCUGCUGACGCGCUCCAUCGCCAUCACCCCCACGCUCUUUGUGGCCAUCUUCCAGGACGUGGAGCACCUGACAGGGAUGAACGACUUCCUCAAUGUGCUCAUGAGCCUGCAGCUCCCGUUUGCCCUCAUCCCAGUGCUGACCUUCACCAGCCUGCCCAGCGUCAUGAACGACUUCGCCAACGGGCUGUUCUGGAAGAUCGGCGGCGGCGCCGUCAUCCUGCUGGUGUGCAGCAUCAACAUGUACUUCGUGGUGGCCUACGUGAUGGCGCUGAACAACGUGGGGCUCUACGUCGGCGCGGCCAUCCUCAGCAUCGUCUACCUGGCCUUUGUCGCGUACCUGACCUGGCUGUGUCUGAUCGCGCUGGGGGCCUCGGCACUGUCCUGCGGCAGCACGCGUUGCUGGGCCUUCGCUGCGCGCCCGGAGCUCUUCCUCCUCAACAACAUCGGCGUGGAGGCGGCGGUGACGCGGUGAUGUGGGAUGGGAGCUGGAGAUGGGAGCAGCGCCACCACGGAACGGGGAUGGAAACAAACAGCGUUGGGAUGGCACCAAAAUGGCACCAGAAUAACACAGGGGUGGCGCUGGGAUGGAACCAGAAUGGCAUUGGGGUGGCACCAUGAUGAUGUUGGGAUGGCAUUGGGGUGGCACCAGAAUGGCUUUGGGACGGAACUGGGAUGGCAUGGGGAUGGUAUUGGAAUGGCACCAGAAUGGCACCAAAAUGGGACCAGAAUAACACAGGGAUGGCACUGGGGUGGCACCACAAUGGCGUUCAGGUGGCAUUGGGAUGAUAUUGGGAUGGCACCAGAAUUGUGUUGGGGUGGCAUUGGAAUGGAACCAGAAUGGUGUUGGGAUGGAACUGGGAUGGCAUCAAAAUCGGACCAGAGUAACACAGGGAUGGCACUGGGAUGGAACCCGAAUGGCGUUGGGGUGGCACUGCGAUAACAUUGAGAUGGCACCAGAAUUGUGUUGGGGUGGCACUGGGAUGGCACCAAAGUGGUGCCAGAAUAACACAGGGGCAGCACUGGGAUGGAACCAGAAUGAUGUUGGGACGGAACUGGGAUGGCACUGGGGUGGUAUUGGGAUGGCACCAGAAUCGCACCAAAAUGCGAUCAAAAUGGUGCCAGAAUGAUACAGGGAUGGCACUGGGGUGGCACUGCAAUGGCAAUGGGAUGGAACUGGGACCAGAAUAACACUGGGGUGGCACUGGGAUGGAACCAGAAUGGCGUUGGGGUGGCAUUGGAGUGGCACUAUGAUGACGUUGGGAUGGAACUGGGAUGGCACCACAGUGGAACUAGAAUAACACAGGGUGGCACUGGGGUGGCACCACAAUGGCGUUGGGGUGGCAUUGGGAUGAUAUUGGGAUGGCACCAGCAUUGCAUUGGGGUGGCACUGGGAUGGCACCAAAAUGGAGCCAGGAUAACACAGGGAUGGCAUUGGUGUGGCACCACAAUGGUGAUGGGAUGGAACUGGGAUGGCACCAGAAUGGCACCAAAACGGGAUCGAAAUGGUGCCAGGAUGACACAGGGAUGGCAAUGGGGUGGCACCAGAAUAACAGCGGGACAGCAUUGGAAUGGAACCACAAUGGCACCAGGAUGGCAUUGGGGUGGCACUGGGAUGGAACCAGAAUGGUGUUGGGACAGAACUGGGAUGGCAUUGGGGUGGCACCAUGAUGACGUUGGGAUGGCAUUGAGAUGGCACCAGAAUGGCACCAAAACGGGAUCAAAAUGGUGCCAGGAUGAUACAGGGAUGGCAUUGGGGUGGCACCAUGGUGACGUUGGGGUGGCACUGGGGUGGCAACAAAACAGAACCAAAAUGGAAGCACAAUGACACAGGAAUGGCACUGGGAUGGCAUUGGGGUGGGACUGAGAUGGCACCAAAAUGGGAGCAAAAUGGGACUAAAAUGGGACCAAAAUGGCACAAGAAUAACAGGGAUGGCACCAGAAUAACACUGGGGUGGCACUGGGAUGGCAUGUCCCCAUGUGUCCCUGAGGUGUCCCCAACACAUCCUCCAUGUGUCUGCAGUGUGUCCCUGAUGGGUCCCCAAAAAGUCCCCAUCGUGUCCUCAAUGUGUCCUUAACAUGGCCCUGGUGUCCCCAAUACGUGCCCCAUAUGUCCCCAACAUGUCCCCAUCGCAUCGUCAGUGUGUCCCCCGUGUGUCCCCAACAUGUCCCCAGUGUGUCCCCACUGUGUUCCCAUGUCCCCUGUGUGUCCUCAGUGCGUCCCCAAUGUGUCCCCAACAUAUCCUCACCGUGUCCCCAGUGUGCCGUCACUGUUUCCCCAGUGUGUCCUCAGUGUGUCCCCAGCAUGUCCCCAAUGUGUCCCUGCUGGAUCCCCAGCAUGUCCCCAAUGUGUCUCCUGUGUGUCCUCAAUGUGCCCCCGAUGUGUCCCCAGUGCAUCAUCAGUGUGUCCCCAGCAUGUCCCUGGUGUGUCCCCAACAUAUCCUCAGUGUGUCCCCAGUGUGUCCCCAACAUGUCCCCCAUGUAUCCCUGAUGAUUGCCCCGUCCUUGGACGUGUUCAAGGCCAGGUUGGACGGGGUCCUGGGCAACCUGAUCUGAAUGUGGAUGUUUGGUGGCCCUGCCAGGCAGGGGGGUUGGAACUACAUGAUCCUUGAGGUCCCUUCCAACCCGGGUGAUUCUGUGAUUCUGUGAUUCUGUGAUUCUGUGAUGUGUCCCCAGCAUGUCCCCAACAUACCCUCAGUGUGUCCCCAGUAUGUUCCCAGCAUGUCCACCAUGUGUUCCUGAUGGGUCCCCAACAUGUCCCCAGCCAUGUCUCCAGUGUGUCCCCAUCAUCCUCUGUGUAUCCACAUGUCCCCAGUGUGUCCCCAGUGUGUUCCCAAUGUGCCCCCAUCACAUCCUCUGUGUGUUCCCAACAUGUCCCCAAAGUGUAAUCAAUCAAUGUAUCCCCAACCUGUCCCCAGUGUGUCCCUCAUGGAUCCCUAGAAUGUCCCCAACGUGUCCCCUGUGUGUCCUUAAUGUGUUCCCAAUGUGUCCCCAGUGCAUCAUCAGCGUGUCCCCAGCUUGUCCCUGUUGUGUCCCCAACAUAUCCCCCAUGUGUCCCUGAUGGAUCCCCAGCAUGUCCCCAGUGUGUCCCCCAUGUGUUCCCAUCGUGUCCCCUGUGUGUCCUCAAUGUGUCCCCAACAUGUCCCCAAAGCAUCAUCAUGUCCCCAACCUGUCCCCAGUGUGUCCCCAAGUCCCCAGUCGACGCAGUCGUUCCUUUCCCGAUUAGUUUGGCCUUCAUUUGGUUCAUUUCACUCUUGGUUAAUUACCAUGCUGGGGUCAUGCAGCGUUCCUUGUGUUCAGUCUCUAAUUACAGCGCUGCACUCGUUAAAUCUCUCAUUAAGUCUGUUGCCAAGCACGGCUUUUGGUGCCCACGUGUUCAGCGCCAUGGGGUGGGGAUCUAUGGGGCAGGGAUUGUAUGGGGCAGGGAUCUAUGGGAUGGAGAUCCCAAUGGGAUGGAUGCUAAUGGGAUCUAUGGGGUGGAGAUCCAUCUAUGGGAUGGAUGCUAAUGGGAUCUAUGGGGUGGAGAUCCAUCUAUGGGAUGGAUGCUAAUGGGAUCUAUGGGGUGGAGAUCCAUCUAUGGGAUGGAUGCUAAUGGGAUCUAUGGGGUGGAGAUCCAUCUAUGGGAUGGAUGCUAAUGGGAUCUAUGGGGUGGAGAUCCAUCUAUGGGAUGGAUGCUGCUGCCGGGGGAUGAUGGGAGGGAUGCCGCCUGCGUGAGGUGUGAGCAGGUGGACGAGCUGCUCAGCCUUGUGGUGGAGCUUAGGGAGCAGGUGGAGAGGUUAAGAUCCAUUAGAGACUGUGAGAGGGAGAUGGACUGGUGGUGUAACUCUGUGAGAAGCAAGCAGAGAUUGCAGCCCCCAGCCUGUAGUGGACUCUCUCCCUUGCUGUGGUCAAACCGAGAGAGCUGACUUGAGAGGAGAGGAGAAAUGGCAGCAGGUCCCACCUCAGCAGGCAGCCCCCUUCCUGACCUACCUUGGUUCCCCAGGUGCCUCUAAGUAAUUUUGAAACCCUGGAACUGGAGGGCGAGGAGGCUGAGAAUGAGGUGGUGGAACAGCCAUCGAGAUUUCCUAAGGAGAGGCGGUCAGCUCCACGCUUGAAGACCACCUCUUCUGGUAAAGAAAGGAGGGUGAUCGUUGUAGGAGACUCCCUUCUACAAGGAACUGAGGGCCCGAGACGUCGACCUGCCCCCACCCGGAGGGAAGUGUGCUGCCUCCCUGGGACACGGGUCAGGGACAUCUCUCGAAAGCUGCCUGGGCUUAUUCGCCCGUCUGACUGCUACCCCUUAUUGGUAGUUCAGUUGGCAGUGAUGAUGCUGCCAAGAGAAGCCUAAGGGCAAUCAGGAAUGACUUCAAGGGUUUGGGGAGGGUACUGGAUGGUGCGGGAGUGCAUGUAGUCUUCUCUUCUAUCCCUUCAGUGGCGGGGAAGGACACAGAGGAUCCAAAAAACCCUCCUCAUCAAUAAAUGGCUUAGAGGCUGGUGCAGGUUUUUUGACCAUGGGGCAAUUUACUCAGCUCCUGGCAUGACAGCUGCAGAUGGAGCUCAACUGUCUGCAAGGGGUAAAAGGAUCCUAGCCCAGGAGCUGGCAGGCCUCACUGAAAGGUCUUUAAACUAGGAAAGAAGGGGGAAGGGGACAAAAUGAGGGCUGCUGAGGUUCAAGUAGUUCGAGGUUCAAAAGUGAACUUGAUGGGUGAUGAGGGUGGAGUUGGAAGGGAUGGAGUGUGGCAGGGGAAUGCUGCCUCCCUGAAGUGUCCAUACAGCAAUGCACGCAGUAUGGGAAAUAAACAGCAAGAGCUGGAGAUCUGCGUGCGGUCACAUGGCUAUGAUCUCACUGCGAUCACAGAGACGUG
This is a messenger RNA of Lagopus muta (rock ptarmigan), 6246 nucleotides long. RefSeq names its product solute carrier family 11 member 2 (gene SLC11A2). The record is from RefSeq and is a predicted model, not a curated record. Gene Ontology annotation, cellular component: plasma membrane. Gene Ontology annotation, molecular function: manganese ion transmembrane transporter activity; iron ion transmembrane transporter activity; cadmium ion transmembrane transporter activity. The transcript has 17 exons. Bases 186 to 1877 code for a protein of 563 amino acids. Gene Ontology annotation, biological process: metal ion transport. Lineage: Eukaryota; Metazoa; Chordata; Aves; Galliformes; Phasianidae.